Lachancea mirantina is the source of this 2619-nucleotide messenger RNA. Lineage: Eukaryota; Fungi; Ascomycota; Saccharomycetes; Saccharomycetales; Saccharomycetaceae. The record is from the annotation of a GenBank genome assembly.
AUGGAAUUGUCCUCUAAAAAGAGGAACUCCUCUUUUUACCUCAGGAAAGCAAAUUCCAGUAUACUUAGCAUGAGCGAGCAUGACUACGAGCUCCAUUCAGUUCAAGAAAGUUCAGCCAAUUUUAGGCAUGAUAUAGAAAACCAAGGUAUUCAAACCCAGAGUCCAUCAUAUUCAUUAUGGUGGAAACUUAAGAGUUGGGUUAAAUCGAGACCGAAAAGAAUUGCUUUGGCGAUCAUUGGCUUGCUAGCUUGCUACGCUUGUGUGGAGUUUUUGGUACUGAGACGUGAAUGGAACGACUGGGGAGUCAAGCCUCUUCGAUUGACAAUUGGUGACAGUCACGUCAAAAGAUUCUCCAUAGAACACGUUCUCAAUAAGGAAUUUGCAUAUCAAGAAUUUGAUUGGAGAUUUAUCAGACCUAGCUCUCGCUAUAAGUUACAGGAAGAGGAUCCAGGUCUUUAUCUUUCCGUAGAGGCCCCAAAUGGAAUCUCUCGAUAUGUUGCCAAGCAGAUGGUAGACAAUCAUUUUUAUUUUGAGCUGAGUAAAACAACCUUCUCGUAUGGAGGCGAGGAGUUUGAAAUAGAGGAUCUUAUACCGUCCUACCGUCUCGACAAGGCGAUACUAUCCACAGGUCACGAAAAAGAAUAUCGGCAUUCCUCCAGGGCCUAUUACUGGCUCAAAGACGUUACGACUAAUAUCUACCUUCCCAUAACACCGUUUCCAGAUGAGGGUGCCCUCUACAAAUUGUCUUAUGCCAAGUUCUCACCUUCCUACAAUUUUAUCUACUUUGUUUACGAAAACGACCUUUUCGUCCAGCAAACAGAAUUCGGUUCGACACCGCAGCGGCUCACUACUGAUGGCUCGCAUUCCGUAUUCAAUGGCAAGCCAGACUGGGUGUACGAAGAAGAGAUUUUCUCAUCCGAUGAGGCCGUAUGGUGGGCAGAGGACGAUUCUAAACUAGUUUUUGCUAAAUUCGAUGAUUCUGAUGUUCAAACGUUUGAUUAUAUGUCAUUUUCCGGCAAUGGACCCUACAAUUCCCAAAAGCAGGUCAAAUACCCCAAACCAGGCACCCCAAAUCCCUCCGUGAAACUUUUCACGUUGAGUAUGUCAGAAGGAGUUCUUUACGAGUUACAAAGUCAAAAGCAGUCUCACGAGAAGAUUCUGUAUUUUGGCCAAUGGAUUGGACCAAACCAAUUCCUUUUCAAAGAAAGCGACCGAGAAUCAAAAGAAUUGACAAUUAAUCUAUACGAUUGUGAUACCGCAAUGGUUUCUCCUGUGAGAACUGUUUACUCCAAUACCUAUAACGGAUGGAUUGAGAAGCAAAAGAAAGUUAUGGUAAUCCCACCUAAAGAGUCUUUAGGAAGGAAACAAUUUGGCUAUGUUGACGUCGAAACCGAUUCAAAAGGAUUUUUGCAUUUAUUUUAUUAUCCUGGAGGAAAAUCCAUUGAGGGUCACCAGUUAACCCAUGGAGAUUGGGAAGUGACUGGGAAUGGAAUUAUUGGGUACGAAUUUGAAACUGACACCGUUUUCUUUCUUGCAAAUGAAAGGGGAAGUAUAUUUCGACACAUUUAUUCAGUAAUUGCUGUCACUGGAGAUACAAGUGGCGUAAAGGUCUUGCAAAAUCCCGAGGAAGGAAGCUUUAACGCCUUUGAGUUAAGUGCAAGUUGUAGAUUUGCCAUCCGGCAAUACUUGGGUCCCAAUAUUCCUGUAACCACCGCUGGACCUUUGACUUUAAUUUUAAGCGAUGAUCAUUCAAGGUCAAUCACACCGCUAACAAACUCAGAAAAUCUCAAGACUACAUUGCAGAAGUUCGACAUGCCUGAAACUUCACAUCAUGUUAUUAAAUUGAGUGACGGCGUAGAGAUUCUGUACACCCUCAUCCAGCCAAAAGGAAUAGAUGAAGAACGAAAACAUCCAUUAUUAGUACAAGUUUACGGUGGUCCGGGAUCGCAAACUGUCACAGCAAGAUUUGAUGUAGGGCUUGAGGAAAGCGUGUCCAGCGGGCUGGAUGCUAUAGUUUUGAAGAUUGAGCCCAGGGGCACAGGAGGCCGAGGAUGGAGUUUCAAGAGAUGGGUCAAGGGGAAAAUAGGUUACUGGGAAGUGAAUGAUUUGCGGGAAGUAACGAAAGCUGUCAUAAAAGCCAAGUCACAUCUCAUUGAUGAAAACCGCAUUGCCAUUUGGGGAUGGUCGUAUGGCGCCUUUCUGGCCUUAAAAACUUUGGAGGUCGACGCAGGACAGAUUUUUAAGUAUGGUGUCGCAGUCGCUCCCGUAACGAACUGGAAAUUUUACAAUUCGAUCUACACAGAGCGUAUCAUGGGGAAGCCAGACGAAAAUGAUGUGGGUUACAGCGAGCAUUCUCUCAUCAAGGACGUUGAAAACUUCAAUAAGGUAAAACGCUUCUUCCUCGUGCAUGGUACUGCCGAUGACAACGUUCAUCUUCAAAACACUCUCAAUUUGAUUGACCAGUUCAACUUGAACUCCGUCACAAAUUAUGAUUGGCAAAUUUAUCCUGAUUCUGAUCACUCAAUCGUUUUCCAUAAUGCGGGGCGGAUUGUGUAUGAAAAGAUUUAUUCCUGGCUAAUGGACGCUUUUUCAGGGCAAUUCGAUUCCCAACAUUUCUAA